Molecule: messenger RNA, 930 nt
Organism: Pestalotiopsis fici W106-1
Lineage: Eukaryota; Fungi; Ascomycota; Sordariomycetes; Amphisphaeriales; Sporocadaceae
Exons: 4
Coding region: 1-930 (309 amino acids)
Biological process (GO): transmembrane transport
Cellular component (GO): membrane
Molecular function (GO): transmembrane transporter activity
Source: RefSeq, a predicted model, not a curated record
AUGGCAUUCUGGUAUAAACCGAAAGAGCUUCCGCAACGCGUUGCAAUAUUUUACUCGGUAGGACAACUAUCUAGUGCUCUCAGCGGGCUCCUCGCGUAUGCCAUUGGAUUCAUGGACGGAUUAGGCGGUCUUGCAGGAUGGAGGUGGCUAUUUCUGCUGGAAGGCCUCCCCGCUAUUAUCUUGGCAUUCGUGGCCUUAUUUUGGCUCCCAGACUACCCUGAGACUUCCAAGAUACUAACGGAAGAGGAACGUAGCUACGUUCAAGGACGAUUGGGCAAGUCUGCGCCGUCGGGAAAGAAGGGUCAUUGGGAUAUCGCCACUCUAAAGGUUCUGUUCAAGGACCCCACUCUCUAUACAUUUUCGAUCUUCUGGAUCUGUCACGGCAUUGGCGGCUUUGGCGUGGGAUAUGCUUUGCCUACAGUGAUUUAUGAGCUUGGAUUCACGACAACAUCAAAGUCACAGUUGAUGAACAUUCCGCCUUACGUCGCUACGUUCCUCUUCCUUAACACAGUAGGCUACCUUUUACACAAGAAAAUCAUUAGGCCAUGGACCACAGCUGUCGCGAUCGAGUCUACAAUCAUCAUCUGCUACAUCAUUCUAGUCACUGUCCCAAACGCAGUUGUCAAGUAUCUUGCCUUGAUCGUAGCAGUAUCAUGCGCCGGAUCAGCGUACCCAGUAAUAUGGCCGGAACGCAUUCGUGCCAUUGAUGGAACCGUAGCAGCAGGCAUCGGCAUCGGAUGGACCAAUGCCAUGGCCCAGUUCAGUGGUAUCGUGGGGCCUCAUGUAUACAACACUAAAUUCGGUCCCACGUACCGCGUAUCGUACGUGAUAUGUCUCUGUUUCUUGGUUGUGGCCAUCACAGCGAUUCUGACAUCGUGGUUCCUGGUUCAUCGGAAGGAUCGAAGGCGGGCAGAACAGCUGGAGGAGUAA